AUGGAAAGUGGUUGUCAUUAUUAUAAUGAUGCUGUUGGUGAAGAAAAUGGUCUUGAAACUUCAUUGAAAAGAGAGAACAGAGAUGAAUAUAAAAAUGAAUCAAUCGAACUUUCCAACACAUGUGGUCUAUAUGUUGAGACAAACGUUCGUGAAAUUUUAGCGAUAACUUCGAUUUUUAUGGAAAGUAGAAAAGGAGCCUAUCCGGAACAAUUAUUAAAAAUAGAAGACAAGAUUAAGGAAGUAGAAAAGGAGGCAGGAACCGAAGAAGAGAAGCCAGCAAGAAAUUCAGGGUUUAUAAUUUUGGAAGGAUUAAAAAUGUUACCCAGUUCAAAAUUAAAGGAUUUUCCCACAAACCUGACAAACAUACGGUUGAAUGGUCCAAUACGGGUUUUAAAGAAAGCAAAGCACGAAAAUUGGAACUUUACAGUAUCAGCAAUUCAUCAAUUACAAACAGACGGAGUUUUAUUCGUUGGAGAAGUUACUCCUUCUGCAGAGAAAGGAAAUGUACUUGAAGAUUGCAAUGAUUUAAUUCGUGUAGGGAUUUUCAUGAAGGAUUGUAUUGAUUCGGCUGUAGAUAAAGGCGCAGAUGUUAAAUAA
This is a messenger RNA of Entrophospora candida, 597 nucleotides long. NCBI's taxonomy places the organism in Eukaryota, Fungi, Glomeromycota, Glomeromycetes, Entrophosporales, Entrophosporaceae. The record is from the annotation of a GenBank genome assembly.